Sclerotinia trifoliorum is the source of this 2014-nucleotide messenger RNA. The record is from the annotation of a GenBank genome assembly. Lineage: Eukaryota; Fungi; Ascomycota; Leotiomycetes; Helotiales; Sclerotiniaceae.
UCCCCAACGCCACACGGGUAACUUUGUGAUAUUUCCACAGUAUUACACUGCAUGUUUUGAGGUUAUACUAGUGAGUUUGCCAAGGGUAUUCCAUUUUCGGCAUGGUAGUCACAGUACUCACAACAAUUGCUACUUAGGCAACCACAGGACUGCGCCUCUAAGCCUUGGGCAAAGCUCUAUAAUAUAUGUAUGUAUAAUGCUCCUGCAAUCCCAAAAUCUUCAAACUCUUUCAAAAUCACGACAACUAUCUGUAAUCACAAAACCCCUAAAUCGCCUUCCUACGUUUAAAAUGGCGUCCGCAAAUCCUAUGCCUAUGGGACGCGCUGCCAGCUCCAAACCCGGUCACAGACCCAGCAGCGACAUAGCCUCGUUCAAAAAGGUACUCUCUUCUUCUAAAAGGGUUCUCGCUCUUUGUGGUGCCGGUCUUGGUGCCUCUUCUGGCCUUGACACUUUUCGAGGACCAGGUGGAUUAUGGCGCAAUUAUCGAGCGGAAAAUCUCGCUACCAUGGAUGCAUUUACGAGAGAUCCGGGCUUGGUUUGGUUGUUUUAUUCGUACAGGCGUCAUAAGGCUCUAGCGGCUGAGCCGAAUAAGGGUCAUUUUGCACUAGCUGAAUUGGCGAGGAGGAUGAAGAGAGAUGAUGAAGAGGGGUUUGUGUGUUUGACGCAGAAUGUUGAUGGUGAGUUGGGAGAGAUGCGUUUUAUCUUGCUUUUUGUUGUCAGGUGUUGCGCUUAAAAUGUACUGCUUUUGGAAAAAAGUGGGAGUUGCUAAGUGGCAAUCGUGGUAAAUACUUUGUCGAUUUAAUAUCCAUGAUCUGAGUUACAUAAAUCUACUUUUAGCGAUAUCUAGUAUUUGCUAAUUCAGUCAGGUCUGGCUCAACGUGCAGGUCAUCCGGAAGGUUCACUCAAACUUCUCCAUGGAUGUCUCUACGACAUCAAAUGCGCCGACCCCGUUUGCGAUUACCGCGAACGCAACAAUUUCGACGAUCCUUUCCAUCCAUCCAUCGCAAUCACCAGCGAAGAUGACGAGAAACUUUUACCCGCAGCAGCCAACGAGACAGUGAGAACUUUCCUCCCCCUAACCCUGAGCCCUGCAAUGCUAUCCCGGGCUGGGCCACAAGUCCAAGUAGGAUGCAGCUUCCUCGACAUUACACAUAGCUAAUACACUCCCAGCAAGCCAUGAUCACCUUCCUCGAUCCUAACAAAAGCACAAAUACCAUUUUAAAAGAUGAGCUUCCCCACUGUCCCAAAUGUACCACUGCUCUCCUACGUCCAGAUAUCGUCUGGUUUGGCGAGCCUCUCCCGGGUGAUACUCUAGAUGAAGUAGAUCGAUGGAUUGGGAAAGCACCCGUUGAUCUUAUAUUAGUUAUUGGGACCACGGCGAAAGUUUACCCAGCAGCGAGUUAUGUAGAUGUAGCUCGUAGUGCGGGUGCGAGGGUUGCGGUGAUUAAUAUGGAUGCAGAGGGAUUGGGUAGUGCGGGGGGUUUGGGAAAGAAUGAUUGGUUGUUUUUGGGGGAUGCGGGGACGAUUCUGAAUGAAAUUUUGAGUCCUUUAACUGAAGAGGAAGUGAAGAGUGGGGAGGAGGCUUCGAAGGUAUAGAAGGUGUGGAAUAGUCGCAUUGAAUACGGGAUAAUUGAGGUUCAUGUCCGGACGGUUAGAUGCAGCUUUCUGACCGAUAUCUAGAAAAGUGACUGUAUCGGCCUAUAGAGGAAGUAGUCUUUACCUCAAAGCCGAACCUCUCAGUCCUUCGAACCCUAAAACUUUCGAGUCUUCACAUCGAGAAGACAUCUUUUUUUUUCGAUUAAUAUGAUCUUGCACUCAAUAUUUCGAAUAGCAUUCGUUACAAAUUAUUGCAACACACACGUACACAUACACAUACACAUACACAUACUAAGAACCUCUCUCAUCUUUCAAACACUGAAUCCGAAUGGAUCGUCUUACCCACAUCACACAUUCAACCCUAAGACAUAGAAAUUUCAAGUAUUCUAUUAGUCAGAUCCCAUUUCUUUUCAUCCAA